GCAGCCAGGCCCCCGACCCCGCCUCCUCCCGUACAGAACUGGGCCGCUAUUCCCGAGGGUCUCGAGGGUCUGGGUGCAGCUUUCUGUCGGAGCCGCGCCGGAAGCUAGGUGGGCCAGGGAGUCGCGAAGCUGAGUUCCGCCAUGGCGCACCAGGUGCCCAUCAGCUUCAAGGACCUGGCCGUGCGGUUCUCUGAAGAGGAGUGGCGGCUCCUGCAGGAGGGGCAGCGGGAAUUCUACAGAGACGUGAUGCGGGAAAACUACGAGACGUUGGUGUCUGUGGGGACUGCUGAGCUGCUUCCUCUCUCUGCUUUCCUGUCACCCGCAGAGUCUGGAGGAGGCACAGUGGGAGAGAGCCAUGAUAAGGGACAAGAACCCCCUUUGGAGCAUGGUCCUCAGGGAGAGCAACCGCAGCAGAGCCUACACCUCACGGCCUUGGUGCAGCUGGUGAAGGAGAUCCCGGAGUUCUUGUUUGGGGAAGUGAAGGGCACCGAGGACUACUCCGAGAGUGGGAGCACCAGUCUGGAUGGGGAGCAAACAAGCCCUGAGGUAGCUGUGGUUAUGGAAACUUGCCCUCCCCGAGGCCUGCUCAGUUCUCUUCUGGAGAGCUCUGCAAGCCACCCCAGCCUGGCCACCACACCCACAGGCAGCUCAUCUUCCAGUGGCCGUCCUGGAGACUGGGCACAAGGAAGCCCCCUACCUACUAUAGGAAUUGCUGAUAAACCACUGUCUAUAGAGAAGGAAGGCGUAGGAGCCUUGGGAGAGACGUCCAUUCCUCCCACUCAAAGCCUGGAUCAGAGCAAGAGCCGCCUAGGCCAGGAUACAGGCAGCAUGGGAACAGGAACCUCUCCCGAGAACAGUCCCUUGCAAGGCCUCAUCAACUGUCUGAAGGAGAUCCUUGUGCCCCUGCCCCAGCUCCGGGGGACAGCCCCAGAUUUGUCAUCAUCUCUCCCUGGCUUGAGUGUGUUGAAACAGACCAGAGCUGAGGUGGAGGCGGGGAGCCUGCCUUGCCCGGUCAAGACAGAGGCAGCAUCCGGGGAUUGUCCCCUUCAGGGCCUGCUGAACUGUCUGAAGGAGAUCCCAGAAGCCCCGGGCAGGCGUCCCAGCCCCUCAGGAGCAGCGGACCUGCGGCUGCAGGAGGAUCCAGGGAAAAGGAAUUCUGGAGGGAUGAGAGCCCUCCAGACUCCUCCCCAUCCCGGUCAUGCAGCUGGCAGCGUGCUGGCCAUGGUGAAGGUGGAAGAUGGCUGGGCCCAGAGUCCCCCAGUGCCAGCAUCCUGCCAGCUUAGCAGGCAAAGCCACAGUCCCUAUUCCACUGGAGACACCAGAGAGGUCCGUGUGCCCCGCUGGGGCCCCUUGACUCUAGCCAGCAGGGCCUCAAGCUCACCUCUAGAAGCUCUGGAGGCCUGUCUGAAGGGCAUUCCUCCAGGUGGGUUAUCACCUCUUCAGUCACUAGCCAUCUCAUGGUCCAGAAGUCCCCAGCCAGGAGAUGCUGGGUCUCAGCGGUCUGAGCUACAGCCGCAAGGAUCUCACAGUGAAGGAGCUACAAGGGAGCCACUUCUGCCUCUGAGCUUGCAGGGCUACAUGAGAGAAGGACCUGGGAUUCAACCCUGUGGCUCCCAGGGUACCCCUACCAGCUUCUCCUCAGCCAGCAGCAGUGAUGGGGAUCUGGAUUUUGGGAGCCCCAGGAGCAGCCAUGGACAACGGCUUGGGAAAGGGUAUCCACCGGGAAACUCUCCACUCCAAGGCCUGGAGAACUGUUUGCGAGAGAUCCCUGUUCCCAGGCCACAGGCUGCCUGGCCUUGCCCCUCGGCUGCAGACAGGGGGUUGAAGAGAACAGAGCCCAGGAACUGGGCUACAGACAGAGAAGGAUUGAGGGGCGAGGCAUGUGAACCACCUCACCUCAGACAGGGUCGGGCAGAAGUACCCAGCAGGAGUCUCCAUCGGGGCAAUCCACAGACCUGCACUCCCACCUGCCACCAGCUGAUCACCAGGCCGGGAACAUGGCAAUGGCCACAAGAUGAGACAGCCACCAUGCCCUCCCCUCUGCACCGCCUGGAGAACUCUCUGAAGGGGAUCUUGCCCAUGAGGCCCUUGCGUUUCACCUGCGUGACUGGUCCCGGCCCCAGUCCCAGCCCCUGCUCCAGUUCCAGCUUCAGCAGCUCUGAUGGAGAAGACCAGAGGCCAGAGCCUGCAUUCUGGCAGCCACCCCCCAAGAAGAAAGACCAGCUUCCCUCCUGUAAGGGUCCUGUCCCUCAGUGCCCUGUCUCAGGAGCAUCCCCAAGAGUCGACAACAGUAGCUGUCUUGCUGAUGACCCUGAGAGCACAGAGCACAGGGACUGCAGCAGCCUCAGUGCAGGAAGAGCAGAAGGCACAGAAGUUAAGUCCCACCCACCCAGAAUAGAAGAGGCUGCAGAGCUCACCUGCCCACCUGGCCCUGUCUGCAGUGCCGAAGAAAAAGGAGAAGGAAAAAGAGGAGAAGCAGCGGGGCACCCACAGCCUGCCACUCAGCUGGAGGAAAGGCCUGAGCCCAAGGGUUCUGAAGACCCCAGGGACCCAGCGCCUGGACCUGGGCAACCUAGUGCUGCAGCCAGGACCCAAGAGGAGCUGCCCACUGGGGACCCUCCAGAGCCAUCCAGCAAGUCUCCCCUUCCCACGUCUAUCUUGUCAAAGUGGCCACCCACUUCUCUCCAGCCACCAUGCACCUGUGGCAGGUCCCUGCAGCAGGAGCUGCACAACCUUGGUACUGCCCUCACAGACAAGCUGGACCAGCUUGCAGCAGCCUUGGCGGGCCUGUCCCAGGAAGUGGCCACCAUGAGGACCCAGAUGGAUCAGCUGGGAAGGCGCCCAUGGAACCUUGGACCAAAAGGCCGGGCUUCCUGGCAGUUGGCCCUCCCCCAGAGACCUCGCUGGGCCAAUAGACUGAACCACAGACAUCUACCCUACUGGAGGCAGAAGGGCCCCACCAAGCCCAGACCAAAGAUCCUGCGAGCCCAGGCAGAAGGUUGCAAGGCCAGUGACUGCCCAGAACUCUCUAGAGGGAAGGACAGUUUGGUGCCUCAGUUGCCUCCAGAUGCUUCCUUGGUAGACUCUCCCAGGCCCACCUGUAGUUCCUCCCAGCAGAUCUCCUCUGCUGGAGGCCACACUGUGCUAACUGCACUCCCCCUUCUGGAACACACCGGAUGCCACCAGAAUCCCCUCUCCCCCUCAGUGCCUACUGCCUUGGUCCCCCGUGUGGCCUCACCAGCAGCCCCUGCAGACGCAGAACCUAGGGCUGCUAGAGUGGCAGCAAUCAGCAUUCCAAACCAGCCCAAGGAACCUAGCAGCCUUCUAGGGGGAGCGCUCAGCAAAGACCUCUGGGGAGGUGACCACAGAGAUCCCAGGUGGGGGGCCCAUUAACUGUGCCGCUUGUCUGCCUAGCCUCACUGGGGAUGCUGGGUGGUGGAGAUGUCCUGGUGGGACCCUCUGGGCUCCAGCUGUACCAGGCUACCUGCUUCCCAGGGGUCAUAUCUUCCUUCUCUCCUGUUCAGCCAGCCCUCUCAUUGCUGCUUCACGUCUGGCCCUUUGCCUCUGCUGUGCCAGGCCCCUAUGGUGUCUGCACGGAGCCACCAUAGAGGCAUUCCUCAGCCAUACCUCUGGCUUUCUCAGCUCAGGUUCAGCCAGCUGCUCUUCCUCCCACUUUGCAGAGCCACCUAGGAUCCAGGUGGGUGUCGUGUGUACCGCAUGUGCACGGAGCCAGCUGUAGAGAGCACCACGGGGGCACCGUAAUCUGAUUACCUGUUCCUGAUCUCAAGGACACUAAAAGGCUACCCUUUGUCUGUCUAGAACAAAUACUUCACAGAUCUCAUUUAGGGAGAGUCUGGCCUCUGGUCUAAGCCCAAUUAACCCCACAUGGAUUCUAAAAUUAAAUUUAUUAGUUGCCAAGAAAAGGGCACUGGUUUCUAGGGAGAGGUGCUCAAAGGGGCCGACACUCAGGCAUGGUUGCCUGGAUGGUCACCCGGACUUACAUACACCUGAACACGUGCAGUGUGGCUGAAGACAGAAUGCCGCAGGUUCCCUGGGAAGAGUUCUGCACAUGUGCCAGUCUCUUAGGCUGUAUACAAAGUCUCACAGUUAGUCUGGGCAGCUUAGAUCAGGAGUCCCAGAUCCAGGUCCUGUCAGGGUUGGUUCUGCAGGGGACCUCUGGCUCUGUUGAAGGCUCUCUUCGUGUUCAAAUGCAUCUUCUAGGAGUCUUUUCUCCAAAUGCCCCCUUGUACCAGGACACGGGAUGUUUUGGAUGGCAUCCAUUCUCAUUUGAACUUGAAGACUCUAAGGAACAUCACAGUCUGAAGUGCCAGGGGGGAGCGACAUGGUAUCAGCCUUUUGACAUUGUUGCACAGCUUUGUCACCCAGAAAGUUCACAUUCAAGAGCCAGACAGUUGAGAUUAAAAAAAAAAAAAAAUCAGAAAGGAAAUCUGAUGUUUGAAGUGUGUUUAGAGUUUGCAUUGGGCUGCGUUUGCAGCAUUCCUCAGCUACAUGCGUGACGGGUGGGCUGCAGGUCAGAUGUGCCCUUUAGGAUUAAGACAUCAGCAUGUGAACCAGGAGGGUACCGUCCAGCUCAUAACACACCUAUGAGCUGUGCAGCCGUGGGUUAGCCUGCCUGACUGAAUGCCACCCCAUCUCUCUGCCCUGUGCAGCCGUGGGUUAGCCUGCCUGACUGAAUGCCACUCCAUCUGUCUGCCCUGGUGAGGUGCUGGGUGCUAGACCACAGCUAACCCCAUAUUCCCUCGCCUCAUGUCCUUCAGAGUUGACCUGAAUUCAUUUUGAACAUGAGGCCGCAGGAGCUGUGCCCAUACCCAUAGGGUUGGGAAGGCCAGGGCCUGGGCUGCCCACUGAAGCUUAGGGUGGCAUGACCUUGUCUGUGACAACCACAAGUGGGGGCCAGACAAGGUCUCUCCCCUCCUCUUCAUCGAAGUGGCCAUAGGCCAGGCGUGGAUGGGGAUCCUAUUUCCUUGGGCUGAAGAGUGGCUGAGUCCUCACUGAGCAGACCAAUGGAAAGCUGGAGGAGGUAGCCACAGGGGCCAUCAGUGACUUCCUACAACACCCUUGGAGCUACUGUUCGACCGAAGGAGCAUCUGCCACUGGUGCUGUGACUUGUCUGGGCUGGCUGGUCUCUGGAUUUCACAUGUGGCUCCUGUAAAUAAUCCAUCUUGACAGUGUCUCUGCUGAGAGGCCUCAUUAGGUGACACUGGUUACAUUUACAGUUGAACACACUGUUGAUACUUUUUGCCUUGUCCCACUUUAGAGCUUGGGGUUGGCUGACUGGGUUUGGUUUUUGUUUCCUCCUUCCCUUUCUCGUUUUAGAUUGGUUGUAUGGGCGUGUUGUUAUUGUUGUUAAUUUUUUUCAUACUCAUUCCACUUCUCCCAAUUUUAUUCUUCCAAAGGACUAGAAGGAGAAACAUUUGAAUUUCACAAUCCUAUUUGAAGAUUUUGGUAUUCUUUUCUCAACUUGAUAAGACAAAUUAGGAAGGAAGCCAAACCUUGCUAAGCUGAUUAACAAAAUUGGCCCAGUUGAUGGGUGUAAACACAGCGCAGCACAGGACUGCUGUUUGCACAUACACACAGACCAGUACGGAAUUGACCCAGCCGAGUGAGCCCUAGAGCAAGUUCAAACAUGUAAAACAUCGAAAUCACAUGGAAUGCGUUUUCUGACCACACUUUACUUUCUAGACUAAAUAGCAAAUCCCAGACAUUUUUUAUAUAUUCAAAAAGGAAUGAUUAUUCUACAUGUAGAAGAUGACAACCAUCUAUAACCCCAGUUCCAGGGUGGUUCCACACCCUCUUCUAGCCCCCAUGGGCAUAAGAUGUCCAUAUGAUGUACAGACAUGCCUACAGGCAAACACUCAAGCACAUAAAACAUUAAGAAGAAAAAGAAAAGCUGGGCAUGAUGACACAUACUGUAAACCCAGCACUUCUAAGAUGAGACAAGAGCAUCAAGAGUUCAAGGCUAAGCUUGAGUACAUGGAAAGUUCAAGGAUAUCCUAGGCUAUGAGACCUCAUGUCAAAAAGAAAAGGAAGAAAAAAGCGAAAAGGGUGCACUACCACAGAGCCCUGAAGAAUCAAGGAUCUGGAGCAGAAGCCAGCAGGGAAACCAGGUAUAUGAAUUAGACAGAAUAUUCUGAGCAUGGAGGGGAGAGCGGCUUAACUGAAAGCUGUGACUCUUGAUAAAGACACAUUUAUUAAAUCUUGACAAGGACACAAACUGGAACUAGUUGUCCAACCUCUCCAAGAGUCCUUUGCUCUCCUGCAGCCUUGGUGACCCAAAGAUGAUGCUGGGUACCAGGAGUGAAUUUACAGGAGGCCUCUGCGGGGAAUCUCACACAAGCAAAGUGUCCCAGCUCUGAGAUGCUGUCAUCAGAAGAUUGUUCUACCCACUCGUUUCCAGAUGCCACCCUGUUGCACUCAUUUUAGAACUGUUUCAUUGGGGUUCCUCUCCCAGCCACCAACCCUAGGUGGGAGAGACAUUAGUGGGGGGGAGGGGCGCAGACCCUUUUACUUCUCCUGCUGUUUAGGGUCAGCGGGUUCUUUCGGGCUUAGACCAACCUCCAUCAACAGCAGACUCAGCAAGCAGUCUCCUUCAAGCCGCUGUGCUGAAACCUUUCUCUCCGUCCGUCUCUGGUCUCUCCACACUGCCCCUCACCACAUGCCAUGUCACACUUUCUCUCUCUCUGGGAUCUCAUAUUUAUAUCCUCAGAGACCUAGACCACAGCCCUCUCCAUGCCACACUAGGCAGGCCUUACCACCUGGGAAUGACCAUAUCCCACACCAGACAAUUAUCAGCUGUGGACAAACUAAAGCCCAAACUAAAGUCCCACACUUGGGAUUAAAACAAAAACAUAUGUACAUAACAUUGAGUUUUUAAAGAAACCAAAACUUC
Meriones unguiculatus (Mongolian gerbil) is the source of this 6910-nucleotide messenger RNA. It is a transcript of the gene Krabd3, whose product is annotated as KRAB-A domain containing 1. The record is from RefSeq and is a predicted model, not a curated record. Gene Ontology annotation, biological process: regulation of DNA-templated transcription. Bases 142 to 3393 code for a protein of 1083 amino acids. NCBI's taxonomy places the organism in Eukaryota, Metazoa, Chordata, Mammalia, Rodentia, Muridae. The transcript is spliced from 18 exons.